Messenger RNA from Rotaria sp. Silwood2, 321 nucleotides. The record is from the annotation of a GenBank genome assembly. Lineage: Eukaryota; Metazoa; Rotifera; Eurotatoria; Philodinida; Philodinidae.
AUGAUUGAUUGUAAUGCAAUACCGAAAUUACCUCGUAUUCAUUUUACUCUUAAUGCAACAGAUUUUUAUUUGGAUGGUCCUGAGUAUGUUUUAGUUGUAAAAGAAUUUAAUAAAACAAUUUGUUUAUCUGGUUUUGCUGGUAUUGAUAUUCCACCACCAGCCGGUCCACUCUGGAUUCUUGGUGAUGUUUUUAUUGGACCAUGGUAUACAGAAUUUGAUUUUGGUAAUAAUCGUGUUGGUUUUGCAAAAUCAGUUUCACCGAAAAAUUCAACUAUGAAAAAUAAAAAGAAGACUUUGUCACUUCGUGAACUUUUACUUUAA